AUGGCUGCGAAAGAUCCACAGUCUGUCCUCGAUCUGUUCCGUCGAUCAGUGCAAGAAAGUGCCGGCAGACAUGCCGUAGAAGAUGGCCAAAACUCCGUCUUAUCAUACCGGCAGCUAGACCUCGCUUCCUCAAAAUUGGCGCAAUAUCUCCAGCAGUGCGAUGUGAACGUUGGGCAGCCAAUUCCAUUGCUGGCGACUUCCUGUUGCGAUAUGGUUGUGGGAAUUUUGGGCAUCCUCAAAGCCGGAGGGUGCUAUGUACCACUUGACCGAGCACAAUGGCCACCAGAAAAGAUAGACUCGAUUCUUGGGCGCAUUGAUGCAGACUUGAUCGUUUAUACAGGCGUUCAGCCCGAUAUCCGGACACGGGAAGUCAGAUGCGUCAGUGUCGAGGAUGUUUUAACCAAUUUCCCUGCCGUGGAAACUGUGAAAUCUCUGAAUGACGACUUUUCAAAACGAAUGUGCAUAAUCUUCACCUCCGGGACAACCGACAAACCAAAGGGCGUCAUUCUGACACAUGCCUCGGUGCUCAAUCUCGUUUCAUCCCCCCCAUUUAAUUUUGCGAUAUCCAAAGGCGACCGGAUGCUUCUUGUACUCUCUAUGGCGUUUGACGCUUUCAUGGGUGCGCUCUUCAGCACCAUAUGUAAUAGCGGGACAGUAGUCCUCGCCAGUUCUGAGACUAUCCAGGAACGUGCGGUCACAGCGAAUGUGUUUGCUGUCACUCCCUCUAUCCUGGAUGUUUUGAGCUUGCCAACACAUAGUACCGACUAUCCGGAGCUCAAGCGCGUUAUUCUGGGGGGCGAGACCCCAUCCCAGAGACUCAUCGAGGGCUGGUCUUCUGCAAAUGUUGAUUUCUGGAUUGCGUACGGGCCAACAGAAGCUACAUGUACCAUCUUAACGGGCCUUUUGCAGGCAGACAGAAAGACUGGCCGCUACCACACUACCCGACUUGGUCAAUCCAUUCCAAAUUCCACCAUUACGCUUGUUGAUGAAAAUUUGCAAGAAGUCAGUGAUAUUGGUAUCGAAGGCGAGAUAUUCGUUUCGGGUCACUGCCUAGCAGAAGGCUACUGGGGUGACGAGAGAUUGACAGAGACCAAGUUCAUCCAGUAUCAAAACGAUAGAACAUAUCGCACAGGUGACAUGGCUAAGUGGGUGAUCACCGAGUCGGGGUCCCGAAUGCUAGAGUUCCUUGGCCGAAGGGAUCGGAUCACGAAGAUCCGAGGGUUCCUCGUCAACCUCUCCCAGGAUUUAGAUGCCAAAGUCGUGCAGCUUGACGAACAUAUCACGUUCUCUUUUUCGCUCGUUCUCAACGGAAUGUUGGUCUCUGUGGUUGGUCCAGAGGACGUCGAUACAGAAACGCUUAUUGCCAGAUGGAAAGCGAUAUCACCAGCUUAUAUGGUUCCGGAUCAUCUCGUGGCCCUUAGUCAUCUUCCAAUGAUGAAUGGCAAGACUGAUGUCAAGGCCCUCAAGAGAGUCUUGAGCGGAAACCUACCUUCGACUGUUAAUCAUGUUGGAAGUGUCACAUGCACUCUGGAUGAAGCGAUAAUGAUGGCACUUUCCCAUGUCACCAAUAUUCCAAUCGAUCAUUUUGACACCAAAAAGUCGGCCGUGAACUACGGAGUACAUUCACUGACUGCCAUCAAAGUAUCCACGCUUUGCCGUGAGCGUGGAUUCACCGUCCCUGUUCGGGAUAUCCUCCUUGCGCCGUCCAUACAAGCUCUGAUAGAUCAUUGUGUCACCAAAGGUCCAACUGCUCCCUCUCAUAUUCAAGCGUCAUAUCGAACUGAAGAGGUAGCACUUACUCCUCUACAGAGAGGGCUCCUUCUUGCCACUCUAGAGGACCCAAGUGUGAACUACGUGCAACAUAUUUCACAUUAUGCCACAAGCGAUAUCCCCCGCAUCAGUGCAGCAUGGGAGUCGCUCGCCUUGACAGAACCAUUGUUCCGGAUGACUUUCAGUUGGCUACAGGCUGAGCCAACACAAAGUCUUCAGCUGCGUCCUACAUUUAAUUGGGACGAGAUGGUUGUCAAUACGCAGCAGGAGAUCAACAUGGCUCUCCAUGAAUUGACUACCCGCGCUGAUCUGGGCAACAGUUUUGCAGUCUUGCAUUGUGAAGGUGAUGAGUUAGAAUCAGGUCAGAGUAUUGUGGUGUGGACUGUUCAUCAUGCGCUUAUAGAUGGCUACUCUGCAUCACUGAUUUUCCAGAAAAUCGACAACAAGCUCCAUGGAAAACCCACUGAAAGCUCUCUUCCAUUUACGGUGGCGGUCCAGGAUAUGGAUCGCUUACGCUUGGAGACAACUGCAGAGGCGCAGGAAUUCUGGAGGGAGUUGGAGCCACUUUUUCCCAAAGCAUCUGGGGAGAUCAUAUUCCCUUCUUUGUCCCACAGCCCCCGCAAAAACGGCCAUGCACAAAUCCACGUUCCACAGAGCAUAGACCAAGACAAGAUAGAAGCCUAUGCUCGGGCUGCUAAUAUUACCCCAGCUGCCAUCUACAAUGCCGCAUGGGUGCUACUCCUCGCCAGCUACACGGGUUCAGAUGCGAUAGCCUAUGGGGCCGUUUUCUCGGGUCGCUCGCUUCCUUUCAGAUGGACUGAGACGAUGCUGGGACCAUUGAUUGAAACAUCGCCUGUGGUCGUUGAGAUCGACAGACAGCAAAAGACAGCCGACUUCUUGCAGCAAAUUCAUCGGAUCAUUCAGUAUCUGUCUAGCUUCCAUGGCUCACAUCUCCCUUCUAAUAUUCCAUCAUUUUCCACCACCGUUACUGUCCAAGACAAGGAAUCUGCGAAAGGAUUAAGCGCUGUCAAACAGUUUCGUGAGCCAUAUUUCCGAAAUACCGCAGCCACUCCUCUUAAUCUGGUCGUCAACCCAGAUGGCAAGAUCAGCAUUUUCUAUAGGACUGAAAGCUUCCUACCUGCACUGAUUGAAAAUGUUGGAGCUGUCUAUAGCAACCUCCUCUCUGUUAUCUUGUGUGACCAGGUUACUGUGCAGAAGUGCCUCGACCUGAGGUUUCCUCUCCAAAUGCGGCAAAGCUUGCUGGCCACAGGCAACUUUGGAUCAUCAGCUAGCAGGAACUGCGAUGCAGCGAAGACUAUCAGCGAUCUGUUUCGAAUUGCUGCGAACCAGCACUCCUCCAGAGCGGCAAUCCAGCGGGCGGACAUCACGCUGACCUAUUCCAAACUCUCUGGCCAUGUAGACAAGGUGGCUGCUAUAAUUUCAUGUCUUGUUCCACCCGGAAAAGUGGUUGCAGUCUUAGCGGAUCGUUCCAUUAAUUGGAUUGUGGCUAUGCUAGCAGCCAUGCAAGCAGAUACAAUCUAUUGUCCAGUGGACGGAUCUUAUUCUGCGGAAUACCGUACCCAGCUUCUUGAGCGCGGUGAAGCACGACUUUUACUCGUUCCGGACAGCUUGCAGAUUUCCGUAGUAGGCCAAAAUGGGCCGUUGACGCUGGCGAUCGACAACAUCCUUAACAGCUGCAGCGGCCCAGUAAACCUGCCGAUCAGAGGACCGCGGCCAAGCUCGACAGCAUACAUUUGCUUUACUUCGGGAUCUACUGGUCAACCAAAAGGUGUACUAUGCCGACAUCGAAGUAUUGUUGCCUUAUACGCUGCACCGGCUGCCCGGCCCACAAGUCAUCCUGGCGUACGAAUUGCGCAAAUGCUUUCUCCUGGCUUCGACGGCUGCAUACAUGAGAUCCUCUCCACAGUCUGCUUCGGAAGCACUUUGGUACUCCGGCGAGAACAAGACGAUGUUUUCUCUCAUCUUCAAGACGUGGAUGUUGCUAUUUUAACCCCAUCCGUAGCCUCAGAGCUGAGCCCAGAAGAUUAUCCGAACUUGAAAUCGGUCCAUUUCGGAGGAGAGCCUGUGCCAGAGCCGUUAGUCGAACGAUGGGCAGCAGGAAGAACACUGUACAAUAUUUACGGGCCCACAGAGACUUCCCUUCUUGUCUGCCACCACCAAUUAAAGCCUGGCGGUACGGUGAGCCUUGGUCGUCCUUUGCCGUCAGCAAGAAUUUACAUUCUCAACGAGCAACUGGACCUUCAGCCUCCCUUUGUGGUCGGGACAAUCUUCAUUGCUGGUAUUCAAGUAGCUCAAGGCUACCACAACAUGGAGAAGAAGACAUCGGAGGAGAUUCUUCCCGAUCCAUUCUGUGGGAGCUCGACAAAAGAAAUGAUGUUCCGCUCCGGUGACCUUGGGUUCUGGGAUGAGCAGGGAAAUCUGCAUUGCUGUGGUCGUAACGAUCGCCAAGUCAAAAUGCGAGGCUUCCGAAUUAACUUGGAUGACAUCACAACAGUCGUUCUUCAGAAAAUGCCAUCAGUGCGCAAAUCGGUUGCGACAGCAGAAAAUGGUGUUGUGGUGGUCUGGGUUGAGCCCAAAGAAAUUGAUACAGAGCUCCUCAAGCGAAAGCUUUCCCAAGCGCUACCACCCCAUGCUGUCCCCCAAAAAGUAUUCGCCCUCGAGAGGUUGCCUCAAACACAGAAUGGGAAGGUUGAUACAAAAACCCUCACGUCACAUGCACCGACAUGUCAGACUUCAGGGAGCAAUGAGGCUCUGACUUCAGUGGAGAAGACCAUUGCCGAAGAAUGGCGACGACUCUUGGCGCUGGACAAGACACAUGACAUAUCCUGCUUCGACAAUUUUGCCGCGCUAGGAGGGCAUUCUUUACUACAGUUAGCGCUCGUGGCGCGACUGAAGAAGAUUUUUCACAUUCCCAUCACCGUGAACGAUGUCAUCCGAGCAUCCUCACUCCGAGGUCUGGCCAACCAUAUCCAAACAUAUGAUAGCGCGCAGUCAAACACUAUCUCGGGGGAUUUAUUGGGAGAUCAGAGCAGGUCCCUCGGCCUGGAUGACCCUUCACCUGCCGAGCUUGAAUGGAUCCACCGCCACCAAAACUCCGAGGAGAGGUCGUCAUUCAAUGUGCCUUAUGUCGCGAAGCUUUCGAGCAAGAUUGAUCAACAGCUGCUCAAAUUGGCCCUGGAGAAAGUUUUGAACCGACAUCGAAUUCUACGGUCUAGGUUCACGACUCAAGAAGGGAAAACAAAACGCUCCCUCUCACCAAAUGCCAUCAUUGUGCCUCUCAUGGAUGAUGUCGAUAUAACAGCCUUUAUCCAGCAGUCCUUCAGGCUCGACAGUGAAGAUCUCAUUCGGGUUAUUAUCUCCUCCUCGACGCUCGUCAUCUGCGCUUCUCACGUACUCUUCGAUUUGACAGCUCUCAACGUGAUUCUGCUGGAAACAGCCGAUGCAUACCACGGAAAAGAACUAGAGCCUCCCAAACACGAAUACUUCGAAAGUACUGUUUGGAAUCAGCCCAUUGGGUCAUCCUGUGCCUCAUUCUGGCCAAAAUACUUGGAUGGACUCUCUUUUCUUGAUUCUACUCCAGUGGGCUUAGGUACACAAGUAGCACCCAGGCGGUCUUACCGCGGAGCAUCUGUGAUGCAGGCUAUUCCUUACUCGCUCUAUAAGCGAUUUCUCGCGCUGUCAUCCCGAACUGGUAUUACCUUGCAUCAAAUUGGCUUGGCGGCGGUUGGAUUUGUGCUUCAUGCUCUCUGUGGACGGGAUGAUAUCCUUUUAGGAGCUCCGUAUAUGAACCGCCCCGAUAUGAGGGACAUGUCAAUGGUUGGACUGUUUCUGCAACCUCUUCCUGUGAGGGUCAAGUCAAGUAGUGAUAAUCUCACGACGGAGGAAGCUCUCUUUCAAGUUCGCGCAUCAUCUCAGUCCGCACUAGCGCACGCAAUUCCCUGGCACCAGCUAUUGAACCUGUUAGGUCUGCCAUUUUUACCCCCAUCACUUGCCAAACAAAGGCAGCAGCAACCACUCUUCGAUUGCGUGGUCACAUUCCAUGACCAUCGUGUCCGAGAAAAACACAGUCGCGCCUUUCCUAUCGAUGGUGUGACACCGACUCCCAUUUCGGCGAAAGGUGCCAAGUUUUCUUGUCUCUUUGAAUGGCAAGCUGAAAAUGAUGCCUUGAAUAUUCGCUAUGAGUACGAUACAGACGCGAUGCCCGCGGCGUUCAUCACAGUGAUGCAGUCUAUGAUUAUCUGCUGCUUGGAGCGCUUGCUGGAUUCAAAUUGUUCGAUGCAAAACCUGCGCACGGAAAUUUUGCAGGUUUUGUCGAAGGAAUGCCGAUUACGAGAUUUACAGGUGUCCGAUGCACAUCGAUUGGCCAAAGUCUUCCUCAAGGGAGUUUGA
Molecule: messenger RNA, 6180 nt
Organism: Penicillium subrubescens
Lineage: Eukaryota; Fungi; Ascomycota; Eurotiomycetes; Eurotiales; Aspergillaceae
Product: non-ribosomal peptide synthetase
Exons: 5
Coding region: 1-6180 (2059 amino acids)
Biological process (GO): amino acid activation for nonribosomal peptide biosynthetic process; secondary metabolite biosynthetic process
Cellular component (GO): cytoplasm
Molecular function (GO): catalytic activity; phosphopantetheine binding
Source: RefSeq, a predicted model, not a curated record